Messenger RNA from Fraxinus pennsylvanica, 2322 nucleotides. The record is from the annotation of a GenBank genome assembly. NCBI's taxonomy places the organism in Eukaryota, Viridiplantae, Streptophyta, Magnoliopsida, Lamiales, Oleaceae.
AUGGCGCAGAGUAAUUGGGAAGCAGAUAAAAUGCUUGAUGUCUACAUUCACGACUAUUUGUUGAAAAGAAAAUUGCAUACUUCUGCCAAAGCUUUCAUGACAGAAGGAAAAGUUGCUACAGAUCCUGUAGCUAUUGAUGCGCCAGGUGGAUUUCUAUUUGAAUGGUGGUCUGUCUUUUGGGACAUCUUCAUUGCAAGGACAAAUGAGAAACAUUCUGAGUCGGCUGCAGCUUACAUAGAGACACAACAAAUUAAAGCAAGGGAACACCAGCAGCAGCUGCAAAUGCAACAGAUGCAACUCAUGCAGCAGCGGAAUGCCCAGUUACAGCGAAGAGAUCCUAAUCAGCCUCCCCUUGGUGGGCCCAUGAAUACCAUGAACUCUGAAGGAAUGAUGGGGCAGUCAUCCGCGAGUGUAUUGGCUAUGAAAAUGUAUGAAGAACGUAUGAAACAUCCUCAUUCGAUGGAUUCAGACACGAGUCCUGCUCUUGUUGAUGCUAAUAGGAUGGCCCUUCUCAAGUCAGCAACCAAUCAACAAGGACAGUUGAUGCAAGGGAAUUCCGGGAGCAUGUCUGUUGCGUUGCAGCAAAUGCAAGGACGGUCUCAACUGGCUACUGACAUUAAAGGGGAAGUUAACUUGGGUGCAACUCAGAAAUCUUUGCCUAUGGAUGCCUCAUCUAUUUAUGGCCAGGCAGUUCUUCAGCCAAAGUCUGGACUUGGAGGUGCAGGGUUGAAUCAAGGUGUCACUGGUCUUCCACUGAAGGGCUGGCCAUUAACUGGUAUUGACCAAUUACGGCCAAGUAUGGGUUUACAAGUUCAAAAGCCCAAUCUACAAACCCAAAAUCAGUUUCUUAUGGCAUCACAACAACAGCAGGUGCUAGCACAAGCUCAUGCACAAAGCAACCUUACUUCACCUAACUAUGUAUUUGGAGGAUUGCCUCGGGGUAAUUUUAAUUCAAAAGAUGGUCAACCUCCAAGGAAUGAUGGAUCUUUAUGCUCUCCAGUGCAAUCAAAUUCACCAAAGAUGAAGAUCCCCCAAAUGCACCAGUCGUCCUCUCAACAACAGGAUCAGUUGCAACAGCAAUUGCAACAGAAUAACAGGAAAAGGAAACAACACUCCUCAUCUGGACCUGCCAAUAGUGCAGGUACUGGAAAUACAGCAGGCCCUUCCCCGAGCUCACCAGCAUCGACACAUACCCCUGGUGAUGGAAUGACUACUGCCAGUAGCCUACAGCAUGUCAAUAGCGUGUCCAAAAGUAUGAUGAUGUACGGUGCAGAGGGAACAGGUGGAAUUGCAUCAUCUGCAAAUCAGCUGGAUGACUUGGAGAAUUUUGGAGAUGUUGGUUCCCUGGAAGACAAUGUGGAAUCAUUUUUGUCGCAAGAAGGGGAUGGGAAUAUGUAUGGCUCUCUGAAACAAACUCUUAGUGAGCACAAACCAGAAACUUCUAAAGGUUUUUCCUUCGGAGAGGUUGGCUGUAUACGGACAAGAAAUAAAGUGACAUGUUGUCAUUUUUCUUCGGAUGGAAAGUUGUUGGCAAGUGCUGGUCAUGACAAAAAGGCUGUUCUUUGGAACAUGGAUACUCUGCAAACAGAAGCCACACCAGAAGAACAUCAAUUGUUAAUUACGGAUGUCCGCUUCCGGCCCAAUUCAAGUCAACUUGUGACAGCUUCAUUCGAUAAGUCUGUCAGAUUGUGGGAUGCAGCUAAUCCAAGCUGUUGCCUGCAAGCAUAUACAGGGCAUACUUCCCAUGUUUUGUCCCUUGAUUUCCACCCCAAGAAGAAUGAUCUUUUUUGUUUCUGUGAUAGUGACAAUGAAAUUCGCUAUUGGAAUAUCAGUCCAUUCUUGUGCGCUCGAAUUUCCAAGCAAGGAGGCAGGGCACAAGUUAGAUUUCACCCGAUAACUGGACAGAUGUUGGCGGCAGCAUCAGACAAAGUGGUGUCCAUCUUUGAUGUUGAAACCGAUAGGCAAACACAUUCAUUCCAGGGACAUUCUGGCGCUGUAAACUACCUUUGCUGGGAUCUCAAUGGCAGUCUGUUGGCUUCUGUCAGUGAGGACUGCAUUAAGGUUUGGUCACUGGGGUCUGGAGAGUGCAUUCAUGAGCUCAACGCCAAUGGGAACCAAUUCCAUUCUUGUGUUUUUCAUCCAAGAUAUUCAUCUCUCUUGGUUACUGGUGGAUCGCGGUCUCUAGAGCUUUGGAACAUGGCCGAGAACAAAAGCAUGACAGUCAUGGCGCACGAGAAUAUUGUGUCUGCAUUGGCACAGUCACCCCUGACAGGAAUGGUUGCCUCUGCAAGUCAUGACAGUUCGGUUAAGUUAUGGAAAUAA